Messenger RNA from Trichomonas vaginalis G3, 1281 nucleotides. RefSeq names its product SANT/SWI3/ADA2/N-CoR/TFIIIB'' DNA-binding domain-containing protein. Bases 1 to 1281 code for a protein of 426 amino acids. NCBI's taxonomy places the organism in Eukaryota, Parabasalia, Trichomonadida, Trichomonadidae. The transcript has a single exon. The record is from RefSeq and is a predicted model, not a curated record.
AUGGAUACAUUCAGUGAGACUGAAUUUAUAACAGAUGUUUAUUCCUCUCCAGUAGGCAGCCAUCCAUCUGCCGAACAAAAAGAAUGGAGCAUUCAAGUCGAAAAAUUUGUUGACGAAGAGUUCCAAGCUUCAAAGAAAAAAGCUACCAAGAAGCAAAAGAAUGAGCAAAAAUCUAAGAAGGGACAUUUAGAGAAUGAAGAAGAGAUUGCACUCUGGUCACCAGCUAAAAAACAAUCAUGGGAAGCCAGAAAGACAAAUCCCAAUGCCUACUACUAUCGUCAUGUUGAUCCUGGUGUUGUAAAAAGGACCGGUGCAUGGGAUGAUGAAGAAAAGGAGCUCUUUAUGAAGGCAAUCAAGUUACAUCCUCCUACACAAGGCAAAUGGGGAUUAUUUGCUAUGCAUAUACCCGGUCGUGUCGGUUACCAGUGCAGGAAUUUCUAUCACAGACUUCUUGAAACAGGUGAAUUACAUGAAGAUUGUACAAUAGGAGAACCAGCUCCUCAAAAGCCAAAGAAACAAGUUACAAAGAAGAAAUCAUCUACAAAGAAAAAGAUUGUCGAGCCAGAAAGCGAAGAUGAUGAUCAGGAUGAAGAUAUCAUUGGCGAGGAUGAAUUAUUGCAAGAAGAAGAAAUUAUACAGCCUCCAAAGCCAGAACCAAAAGUUUUCCAAAUUAGAUCUCUGAAAUUAUUCAGUACUCGCGUUUUGCAAGAAGAUGAAAGAUUAAAAUCUGAAGCAGAAGAAGCUGCCCGCGAAGCAAUUUCUUCAUUUAAGUCAGAAGAAGAAAACCAAACUCCUACUGAAAUUAAAGAAGAAAAUGAGUUUCAAUAUGGAGUUGUUGAAGACAAAGAAGCCACAUGUGAAGAGAUUGUUGAAGCAGCAGCUGAAUCUGUUGAAAGAGCAAUGCCAGAAGUCUUAAGGUGGGAAUCAAAAUUGGACGCUUCAAUUAAGGCGUCAGAAAUUCCUCAAAAGAACUUUGAUGAAGAAAUCAUAAAUCUAAAUCAGAAAGACAUAUCGAAUGAAUCUCGAUUUGCGAGUAUAAUGCGAUUGAAUUCACGAUGCCCCAUGAACUUACUUCUUUUUUCAUUUCCAGCACCAUUAAACAAGAAGGAUGAAUACAUCAAGGCAGUCAAAGAUCGAUUGUCUACAAAUACUGAAAUGAAAACAUUCAACGUUGCAAUCCGCGAAUACUUUGCUGCUAAGGAUUCAUCUAUGCGUAAUCCUGAGUCAAGAGAUCAAAUAUGUGAAGAUUUUGUUUCCAGAUUUAUUAGAAAUGAGAUAUGA